Messenger RNA from Ictalurus punctatus (channel catfish), 702 nucleotides. It is a transcript of the gene efcab10, whose product is annotated as EF-hand calcium-binding domain-containing protein 10. The record is from RefSeq and is a predicted model, not a curated record. NCBI's taxonomy places the organism in Eukaryota, Metazoa, Chordata, Actinopteri, Siluriformes, Ictaluridae. The transcript is spliced from 4 exons. Gene Ontology annotation, molecular function: calcium ion binding. The coding region runs from base 241 to 642 and encodes 133 amino acids.
ACCCAGGGACGCUAAAGAAAUGAGAAAGGUGGACGUGUAAACCUUCGAAGUGCCUCCUUUUCACUGCAACUACAUUUUCAGUCGCUUCCUGGUCAUUACGGUAAAAACCCGAAUAUACGCGCACGUCAGUUUGAACAGCCGUUGCCUUGAGCGCGCGGGCUGCAGGUGUCAUAGCAACCACUCCAAACACCGCAGAAGGGAAGGCCUGAGCACAGUGAACAGUGCUAAUGAAGCGCGAUCAUGUCAACACCGCGGGAACAAGAGGCAGCAAAAUACCUCGAAAAUCACAAAAUCUUAGAACUAAUGAACAACUUAACUAGCAUGCUCUUAUUUUACAGACCAGAACAUCCAAGGGAAUACCUGAUUUCCCAACUUGAGCAAAUGCAGGUAUCCAAAUUUCAGGCAGCUGCUAGUCCAUGUUUGUUUGAUGAUUCCAACCUGGAUGCAGUGUGUGGUAUCCUAGAUCCUACAAACCAAGGGUACAUCUCUUACAACCAAUAUAGAGAGGCACUGAAAACACUUGGUAUCCAGCAUUUCAAUGAAUGGCCUGAGGGUCCUGGAAAUGACAGGAUAUCACACGAGACAUUCAAACGAGAAGCGAAGGAGUGCCUUCUGAAAAAUGCAGCCACAUUCCAGAUGUAAUUAUUUAACCAUUAUUACUGUCUAAUUAUUUUCUAAGCCUAAUAAAUGUGGUGUGUUUAA